AUGGGCAUGGUGGUGGUCGAGAACAUCGACGAGAAGCGACCAUCUAUCGCCGAGUUUUGCGAGGCUCGCGAGUCCAAGAGGAGGCAGCAAGCGUUUACCGCACUGUCCCCAGCACCCAACACCACAUCAAUGCUCACGUGUCGCGACAACCCCACCUCUCGCAUUGUAAGCACCCCUCAUCCAUCAAGCUGCUCACCUGCGGAGACGGGCGGUCAGACGGCGUUGGACCUCCAGGACCCAGCCCGUCAGUCGGAGACCGUGAGCUCUUGCUCUCCUCGCGACUCAAUCACCCCGGUCAAGAACCAGGCGCGACUCACCGCCACCGAGUUCCGUAGCCAGAUGUCGACGGUCAAUCCCAGCCUCCUCCUCACCGAGGGUCGGGACUUUUGGGAAAGGCUCGCAGGUGUGCUCAGCGUGACGACAGGACAAGAAGUGUCGGACAAGGACCUGCUCGACAUCGGCAAACAGCUGCAGAUGGACUCGCGUAGCGCCGCCAGCUCCGAGCCGUCUAACCGCCUGAGCCUGCUCGACACGUACCAACGUGUGCAAACAAGUCGACACGCAAUUCGUGCACGCGAUGACCAAGGAGGAAGGCGGCGCUCGCCGUCCAACGAGUGGGAGAACCACCCUGUGCCGACCAACCGCAACCAGUUGCCCAACAAAGACUGGCUCGCCUACACUUGCACCGGGCAGGUGGAUGUCGUUGUCCUUGACGGCGCCACGGCGUUGUCAUCCAACCUCCACAUCCUGUUGGCUGUGGCACAGGCAACCAAGUUGUGGGUUGUCCUCGCCCACGACGGUUCGUGGGACAUGCUGGCGUCGGACAGAAUGGCGCGAAUGUUGGCACACGCCCAGACCUACUUUGACGAUGGUCUCCAUAGGCCACGCCGAGGUGGCAGGGGAUUGGGGCCGGGAGAAAACAAGUACCGCCUCGACGAACAAGUCUCCGUUCUCGCGCCCCGUGCGAGGCUGCCUGACAUGCGGGGAGAGACGGUUCGAGCUGUGAUGAUCCACGCCCUCAACCGCCACUCGAUCAGUACCGACGACCGCCUCAACAUGGGGCUCGUCUUCAACCGCGGUGGUGGAAGUGUGGGGAGGCGCUGGCGAUCAUGGCGACCAACGCUCGUCAAGGUGCUCGGGACUGCGCACGUGGGCGUGGAGCCUGACGGUGAUGAUUCGAAUGAGGAGGAGUGGGAUUGGUUGAGGGACGAUGCAGAUGACCACAGAGAGGACUGGUCGAAGGUGGCGGUGGACGACGAUGAGGACGUCAGCAACGAUCGACUUGCUGGCCACGAGGGUGCGACUCCUCGUCAAAUCGAUGAUGUCACCAUCCAACAUGGCUUCUGCGAAAAGUGCCGGCGUUUCAUGCCCCUCCGUUUCACAGUCAACGGCGAGCUGUGCGGCGCCUGCGUCGCGCAUCCCGAUCGCUGGGACCGCGGGGGACUGGUGGGUGACGAGGCGCGGACAACGCCCAGCGCCAUGCACAUGAACAACCCCUCACCGGAUCUUUGGGACAUUGCGCGAACGCGCAGUGUUCACUCGCAGUAUGUCCAUCCUUUCACUUUGAAGCGUCGUUAA
Apiotrichum porosum is the source of this 1578-nucleotide messenger RNA. RefSeq lists its product as uncharacterized. The transcript is spliced from 8 exons. NCBI's taxonomy places the organism in Eukaryota, Fungi, Basidiomycota, Tremellomycetes, Trichosporonales, Trichosporonaceae. Bases 1 to 1578 code for a protein of 525 amino acids. The record is from RefSeq and is a predicted model, not a curated record.